AUGAUAUACAUCCCUUCUUCAACCUUCGAGAGCGUACGCUACCUAACCCGCGGCCAAUUCUUAAUCCCAGGAUUCGUCGACACGCACAACCACGCGCCACAAUGGGCGCAACGCGGGCUAGGGCAAAGCAUGCACAUCCUCGAUUGGCUAGAACAAGUCACUUUUCCUAACGAGGCGCGGUUCCGCGACCCGGCGUACGCGCGCCGCGUCUACUCGAGCUGCGUCGACGGUUUCCUGAAGCAAGGGGUCACCACAGCGUCGUACUACGGCUCGCUCCACGCGGAAGCUACCAAGAUCCUCGCAGAGAUAUGCCUAGAAAAAGGCCAGCGCGCCCUCGUCGGUAAAUGCAACAUGGACCGGAACGCGCCGGAAUAUUACCGGGACGCGAACGCUGCGGCGUCGCUUGCGGAUACAGAGGACUGCAUCGCGUAUGUGCGACGUAUUGAUCCAGAGGGUGUGCUGCUCAAGCAUGUACUAACGCCACGUUUUGCCAUUUCGUGUUCGUCGGAGCUGCUUGAGGGGCUUGGUACACUUGCGGCAGCGAACCCGGAUCUGCCGAUUCAGACGCAUUUCAAUGAAGCGGAGCAGGAGAUGAAGUUUACGCAAGAGCUGUUCCCGCAGUUCAAAGGCAGCGAAGCGAACCUAUAUUCGCACUAUGGGCUACUAUGUGAACGCACAAUCCUCGCUCACUGCUGCCAUAUGAGCGAGAAUGAAAUGAGCCGCGUCGCGGAGCUGGGGUGUGGUGUUGCGCACUGUCCCAUUUCCAACAUGACGGUGGGCGGGGGGUUUAUGGCUGCGCCAGUUCGCGAGUUCCUUCAGCGCGGUAUCAAGGUGGGACUCGGGACCGACAGCGGGGGCGGGUUCUCAAGCAGCAUUCUAGAUGCAAUGAGGCAAGCACUCGUAGCAUCGAAUGCGCGGGAAGUCAUGAGCGGAGGUGAGCACAAAGGGCUUAAUAUAGGGGAGUUGUUCUAUCUGGCCACGUUAGGAGGCGCGAAGGUGUGCAGUCUCGAUAGCAGAAUUGGCAAUUUAGAGGUUGGGAAGGAGUUCGAUGCCCUACUUAUCGACGCGAACGCGUUGGGCGUCAUGACAAUACUAGAGUAUGAAGACUCCAUUAGGACGAUAUUUGACAAGUUUGUCAUGACUGGCGACGACCGGAAUAUCAAAGAAGUGUAUAUACGUGGGCGAGCGGUCAAAUCUUAA
Molecule: messenger RNA, 1200 nt
Organism: Daldinia childiae
Lineage: Eukaryota; Fungi; Ascomycota; Sordariomycetes; Xylariales; Hypoxylaceae
Product: Guanine deaminase
Exons: 2
Coding region: 1-1200 (399 amino acids)
Biological process (GO): guanine catabolic process
Cellular component (GO): cytosol
Molecular function (GO): zinc ion binding; guanine deaminase activity
Source: RefSeq, a predicted model, not a curated record